Myripristis murdjan (pinecone soldierfish) is the source of this 3829-nucleotide messenger RNA. RefSeq names its product structural maintenance of chromosomes 5 (gene smc5). The record is from RefSeq and is a predicted model, not a curated record. The transcript is spliced from 24 exons. Gene Ontology annotation, biological process: double-strand break repair via homologous recombination. Gene Ontology annotation, molecular function: single-stranded DNA binding; ATP hydrolysis activity. Gene Ontology annotation, cellular component: nucleus; Smc5-Smc6 complex. Bases 98 to 3337 code for a protein of 1079 amino acids. Lineage: Eukaryota; Metazoa; Chordata; Actinopteri; Holocentriformes; Holocentridae.
CACGUGACCCAGACUGUCCAAUCAGCAGUCCCCAGCGGUCAGUGGGGAGACGCGCCAACACAAUCCUCCUCGCGGCUCCUCGGCAGCUCCUUCCACCAUGGCUGAGCCCAGCAAGAGAAAGCGGCUGAGCGGCGGCGUCCACCCCGCCUCGCAAAGCUCCAGUCCCGGCACAGCGGGCCUGCUGCUGGACAGUCAGCGGAACGGAGAGGGCUCGGCGGCUCGGUUUGUCGAGGGCUCCAUACUUCGCAUCACCAUGAAAAACUUCCUGACGUAUGACUACUCGGUGGUGCAUCCUGGACCCAACCUGAACAUGAUUGUCGGGGCCAAUGGAACUGGCAAGUCCAGCAUUGUGUGUGCCAUAUGUCUGGGUCUGGCUGGCAAAACUGCUGUCCUGUGCAGGGGGGACAAGGUUGGACUCUAUGUGAAGCGUGGGUGCAAGAAGGGAUUCAUUGAGAUUGAGCUGUAUAAGAGGGGCGGUAACGUGGUGAUUAACAGAGAGAUUCACGUGGAGAACAACCAGUCGAUUUGGAUGCUUAAUGGAAGACACUCCAGCCAGAAGGCGGUGGAGGAGGAGGUCAAGUCCUUACACAUCCAAGUCAGCAACCUCUGCCAGUUCCUGCCUCAGGAGAAAGUGGGUGAGUUUGCCAAGAUGUCCAAAAUUGAGCUGCUGGAGGCCACCGAGAAGUCGGUGGGACCACCGGCGAUGUAUGAGUACCACUGCGAGCUCAAGAACUUCCGCAACAAGGAACGAGAACUGGAGAGCGUAGUGAAGGAGAAGGCCGACUUCCUUCAGAAGGCCAGGCAGAGGAAUGAGAGGAACAAACUCGACGUGAAUCGCUACUAUGAAAAGAAGAGGCAUCUGGACUUGAUCGAGUUGCUUGAGAAGAAGAAGCCGUGGGUGGAGUAUGAGACGGUGCGAAAAAGGCUGGAGGAUGUGAAGAAGGAGCGUGAGGAGGCCAAACAGCAGCUCUCCUCCCUGCGGCAGACCCAGGCCCCCAUGCUGAAGAAGAUCCAGGCCAUCGAAAACCAACUGAAGCCCAUUGACGCACAAAUAAAGGCUAAGACUGUCAGUAUCAAAGAAGCGGCUCAGCGGUGCAAACAAAAACAGGAGCAGCUGGACCGAAAACAUAAAGAGAUUGAUGACAUUAAACAGACGUUGACAUUGAAGCAGAUGGAGGAGGAAGACCACCGGAAAAGAAUCAGCAACACGAAACGGAUAAUUGAUGACUUGAAGGCAGAGCUUGCCAACGUUGGUGACCAACCAGAUGUCACUCCUCAGAUCGAUGCAAUCAAUGCUGAGCUGAGGAGCAUCCAGGUAGAGCGGGGCAAGAUUGACGGAGAGAAGGCCGACCUGCGCAGGGAGGGAGACAACCUCAGUGCACAGGCCAGAGCUUUGGAGAAAAAGCUCAUAGACAUGAACAACAUGAUGAAGGUCAAAGAGGAAAAGCUGCGGUCGCGACACAGGGACACACACAGCGCCCUCGAGUGGUUCAGGCAGAACAGAGAGCUCUUCACUGGAAAUGUCCAUGAGCCCAUGAUGCUGGUGAUCAAUGUCAAGAACCAUGGCUUUGCUAAAUAUGUGGAGAACCACAUCCCCUUCAAUGACCUGCGGGCCUUCGUCUUCCAGAGGAAGGACGACAUGGAGAAGUUCAUGGAGGAGGUCCGUGAUAAGUUGAACUUGAAGGUGAACUCGAUCGCGGCUCCAGAGGAGUCGUGCUCUAGGCGGGCCCCUUCCCGACACAUUGAGUCCUUGAGGCGAUUUGGGUUCUUCUCCUACCUGCGUGAGAUGUUCGACGCCCCUGAUGAGGUGAUGAGUUACCUGUGCCACCAGUACAGGGUGCAUGAUGUCCCUGUGGGAAAUGAGCAGACCAAAGCCAUGAUCAAAACGGUGAUCGAGGAGCCCUACAUCAAGAUUCUGUACACAGCAGAGGAGAGAUACAGCGUGAAGAGGUCGCUGUACUCCCGCAACAUCAGCACCAGUAACUCUGCAGUUCACCCCUCCCAGUACCUGACCAUCGCUGUGGACGUUGACCAGAAACGCCAGCUGGAGCAGGAGAGGGAGAAUUGUAAAGUGAGGCUACAGGAAAUUGACCAACAGAUGAAAGCCUUGCAACAGCGAACUGUCCAACUGGAUCGCCGUGAAAAUGAUCUGCGCAAGGAGAAGAAGCACCUCUCUGAGCUCAGGGGCAAAAAGAGACAACUGGAGCAGAAAAUCAGCACUAAGCAGGACAGUCUGAGGCAGAUGGAGCAGGGCGGUGUGGACCUGCAGAAGAUCAGGGAAGAGACAAACCAAAAGAUCUCGGCGGUCAAUUCCCAGAAAGUGGCCAUAGUCAGCGAGUUCAAGUCACAAAUGAAGCUGAGAGCCAAGCUGAGCAUUGAGAAGGUGUACCUGGCCCUGGAGACGGUGGGGCUGACCGCUGAGAAGACCAAGCUGGAGAAUGACUGUCGAGAAGGCGCCGUUGAACUCAAGACCCUGGACCAAAGAUGUGCACGUCUGGAGCAGCUGAAGAACCAGCUGACAGAAACGUGCAAAAGCCUGAUAAAGAGAGCCAGGGAGAUCUGUAAGAUGGGCCCUGGAGAGGCGCUUUCUGAAGAGCUGCAAACGGCUCUCAGCAGGCUGCCUGACACGCUGGACGAGCUGGACGCCAUGCUCAAUGAGGAGCAGUCCAGAGCAGACUGCUUCACCGGCCUCAGCGAGAGUGUUGUGGAGGAGUACAACCGGAGAGAGCAGGAGAUCAAAAACCUGGAGAAGGAGCUUGACGAUAAGAGCAACGCCCUGAACGCUUAUCGACAGAACAUAUCAGAGGCUAAGGAGCGCUGGCUUAAUCCUCUAAAGCAGCUGGUGGAUCAGAUCAAUGAGAAGUUCAGUGAUUUCUUCCGCUCCAUGCAGUGUGCCGGAGAGGUUGAUCUGCAUUAUGAAAAUGAGGAGGAGUACGACAAGUACGGGAUCCGUAUUCGGGUGAAGUUCCACAGCAGCACUCAGAUGCACGAGCUGACGGCCCAUCACCAGAGUGGGGGGGAGCGCAGCGUCUCCACCAUGCUCUACCUCAUGGCCCUGCAGGAGCUCAACCGCUGCCCCUUCAGGGUGGUGGAUGAGAUCAACCAGGGAAUGGAUCCAAUAAACGAGAGGAGGGUCUUCGACAUCGUGGUCCGCACAGCGUGUAAAAAGACGACAUCCCAGUACUUCUUCAUUACACCCAAACUCCUGCAGAACCUCCAGUACGCCGAGGAAAUGACCAUCCUGUGUGUCCACAACGGUGCCUACAUGCUUCCUCCCAACCAGUGGGACGAGCAGGCCUUCAUCAGGCAGCAUUUGCGAAGAAAAGCGAGAGCUUGAAUCCUCCGGCCCAGCCUCACACUCACUUAAAUUGACAGGGUGACUGUUUAUUUUCAAUUCAGUCAAUUCAAAAGGUGAGGUUGAAAAAAAAAUCAAUCUGCUGCUCAUCAGUUCAUGAUAAAGCAUUUAUAUUUUGGUAUUUUAUGUCAGAUUGGAUGUAUGAACUUGAAAAGAAAAAAAGCUUCAAAUUUUUCUAAAAAACAUUGAAUGUGGAACUUGCUUGGAUGUAAUCCAAUCUCUGGUCUGCACUGCAAGAGUUUUUAACAGAACCUGAAGUUAAUGUUCACUUGUUACUCAUUUAGGCUUUUUUUUUAGUAACUACUUCAAAGGAAUAAAUAUAUAAAUAAUAGAAGAUAAAUAAGCAGUGAGCUCCUUUGCUCAUUUCGCAUUUGCACAUUUUUGUAAUUCAUGCCAACUGCUUCUUCUGUUUUCAACUGUUUCAUCUUUAUGGUUGCUCUCAUGUUUAUAUUUCAAUAAAAUUGUCUCUUUUUU